AUGUCAUCUUCAUCAUCACUAUCACUUCGCUCAGCUGCUGCUGCGGCGGCGGCGGCCCAUCAGAAGAAGGCAACCUCCGGCGCAGCGGCGCAUUGUGUCUCGUCAGUAAGCUUCCCUCGCACAGUCUGGGGCAAUGGCUUCCUCGACAAAGUUGAUCUGUCCUUCCAGGCGAAAGAAAGAUACCCAAACCAUGAAGUCCUGAAAGAAGAAGUGAGGAAGAUGUUGACAAAUGAAGUACAAACUACCGGAGAUGAAGAGGCAAUAAUCGCCGACAAGCUGCGCCUGGUAGAUGCAGUUCAACGAUUAGGUAUUGGGUAUCACUUUGAGCCAGAGAUUGAAAAGGCACUUGAAAAAGUACAUGAUAUGGGAGGAGACUUAUUCGCUAACAUCGGCGACAAAGGCACGGAUCUCUAUCAUGCAGCUCUUAGAUUUCGGCUCCUCAGACAACAAGGAUUUCCUGCUUCGCAGGAUGGGUUUAGAAAGCUGAAGAACAGUGAAGGGAGGUUCAAGGAAUGGGUGUCGAGGGAUAGACAAGGACUGUUGAGCUUGUACGAGGCAGCACACUUGGCAUUCAAUGGAGAAGACAUAUUGGAUGAAGCCCUGAAUUUUGCGACCAAGAACCUUAAGUCAUCAUCUGUCAUCCACCACAAUACCAACCCUAAUUCAUUCCAAAAGCAAAUCGACUUUGCUCUUCGCUUUCCUGCUUGGAAAUGUGUCCCAAGAUCACUUGCUAGGCACUCCAUAGAUAUUUAUUCUGAGGAUUCUUCGCAGAAUCUAAAGCUUCUCACGUUUGCAAAGAUGGACUUCAACAUAGUCCAAAACUUGCAUCAGCAAGAGCUCUAUGAAAUCUCUGGUUGGUGGAGAAGUUUUGAUGUGGCAACCAACUUUCCAUUUGUAAGAGACAGACUUGUAGAGUGUUAUUACUGGAUGGUUUGCGUUUACUUUGAGCCCAAAUAUCGAUUGGCAAGAAUUAUAAGCACCAAGGUCUAUCAUAUGUUGUCAAUCUUGGAUGACACGUGUGAUAACUUUGCUACAUAUGAAGAGCUUCAGGCCCUAUCGAAAGCUAUUGAAAGGAUGAAUGUUGGGGCUCUUGAAGAACUACCAGAUAGGAUGAGGAAUACUUAUUGUGCCGUCCUUGAUUGUAUGAUGAAAUCGAGAGGGAAAUUGGAAAAACGCGACCCACUUUCCCCGUGGAUUAUGCCAAGGACGAGCUCAAGAAACUGUGCGGAGCCUACUUAG
This is a messenger RNA of Linum trigynum, 1239 nucleotides long. The record is from the annotation of a GenBank genome assembly. Lineage: Eukaryota; Viridiplantae; Streptophyta; Magnoliopsida; Malpighiales; Linaceae.